Melanotaenia boesemani (Boeseman's rainbowfish) is the source of this 2786-nucleotide messenger RNA. RefSeq names its product transmembrane and coiled-coil domains 4 (gene tmco4). Bases 14 to 2050 code for a protein of 678 amino acids. NCBI's taxonomy places the organism in Eukaryota, Metazoa, Chordata, Actinopteri, Atheriniformes, Melanotaeniidae. The record is from RefSeq and is a predicted model, not a curated record. The transcript is spliced from 14 exons.
AAUGAACACGUGAAUGCAACAAAAGUUCGGUCCGGAGAGUCAACUUGUGACAUCUACAGUCAUGGAGGAAAAACAAAGCAGUACGGAUAUCAAUUUCUCACCAGACCCUGGAGGGGCAGGAACAGAGCAAGAUGCCCCAUGUGACCAAAACCCACAGAAAAUAAUAAGCAGACAGUUGACUGAACAGAGCCGAUUUGCUUAUGCUGCACUGUGUGGUGUCUGCUUGGGCCAGUUGUUUACUGGACCUGAUAGUGUUUUUAGGGAGCAGUACUUGCAGGGGUUGGUCCACUGGCUGGACCUGGAUGAGUCGGUGAUGCCGGUUAUGAGGGCUUUUUUAUCAGGACUGGGGUUCGAGGGUUCUGACACCUUUCUCUCCACCCUGCAGGCUGAUCCAAUGCUGGCUGAAGGAGCAACCCUGAUCAUACAGGAUCUGGUGUCCUUUUCUGUCAAAGAUGGUCAAUAUGAUGCCAGGGCCAGAGUCCUUAUCCGGCAUGUUAGCUGUCUGCUACGAGUGUCUCCGCAACAGCUGGAGGAGUUUGAGCAGACGCUGGGAGAGAGCCUGAGGGAAGCAGGAGAGGAGAGCAAAGAGGAGUCGUCUAGGCGACUGAAGAAAGAAAGAGGAAGGAAGUUAAGGCGUUACCUUCUCAUUGGGCUGGCCACAGUGGGUGGAGGGACUGUGAUUGGUGUAACAGGUGGACUGGCUGCACCUUUGGUGGCAGCAGGAGCUGGCGCCGUGCUUGGGGCAGGAGGUGUUGCUGCCCUGAGCUCAGCCACUGGCAUUGCUAUAAUGGGCUCUCUGUUUGGUGCAGCAGGGGCUGGACUGACUGGUUAUAAGAUGAAUAAGUGUGUUGGGGCAAUAGAGCAGUUUGAAUUCCUGCCACUGAGCUCUGGGAAGCAUCUUCACCUGACCAUCACUGUAACAGGUUGGCUCUGUAGUGGUAAAUACAAUUCGUUCCAGGCCCCGUGGUGCAGCUUGGGUGAGUGUGGAGAACAGUACUGCUUGCUGUGGGAGUCUCGUUUCCUCAGGGACCUGGGUUCAGCCAUGACCUCUCUGUUGGAUGGGCUAGUCAGCAUGGUGGCUCAGGAAGCCCUGAAGUACACAGUGCUCUCAGGCAUUGUGACUGCUCUGACAUGGCCUGCAUCCUUGCUAGGGGCAGCCAGCGUGAUUGACAACCCCUGGUGUGUUUGUCUUAACCGCUCGGCUGAGGUGGGGAAACACCUGGCACAGGUUUUGAGAAGCAGACGGCAGGGAAAGCGGCCUGUGAGUUUAAUAGGUUUCAGUCUCGGAGCCAGAGUUAUCUACUACUGUCUACAGGAGCUUGCCACUGAAGAAGGAAGUGAGGGAGUAGUCGAGGAUGUGGUCCUCCUGGGGGCUCCAGUGGACGGCUCUGAAAAGGCCUGGGAGAGAAUGGUGAAAGUAGUGGCUGGAAAAAUAGUAAAUGGAUACUGCAGAGGGGAUUGGCUCCUGGGGUUUUUGUACCGCAGCUCAGCUGCACAGCUGUCUGUUGCUGGGCUGCAGCCAAUCAACAUCCAUGAUCGACGAAUAAUCAAUGUGGAUCUUUCCUCUGUGGUGAAAGGUCACUUGGACUAUAUGCGUCAGAUGGACACCAUCUUGGUGGCAGUGGGAGUUCCCACCAGAGAAGUUCCAGGAGCUUCCUUUGCUGUUCCUCAGUCUGUAACGGUUACAGAGGGGACAGUGGGCAUCCCUGAGCAAUCCACCAAGGAGCAACAACUGAGCAUGACACAAAACCCUGCUGAGAAGGCUGAGACUUGUUCACAAGAAAGCAAAGACUGGAAUGAUGUGGCAGAGACUGAGGGGAUGGUUGAUGGCUGGGACAUCCCUGAUAUUUCAGAUCUGUUGGACUCGGUAAAUGAUAUGGAAUCAGAUGGUGAACUCUCAGUCAGGAACAAUAUACAGUUUGCUGAUAAUCCCACAUCCUCGGAUUUAAAUUCACAGUUUGACCAUGCAGAAGAGGCUGGCCUGGAUUAUGAACAUGUAUCAUGGAGCUGGGAUGAGACACACUGGACUACAGAGCACUCAGAUAAAUGAAAGCAGCUGUACUUGUAAAGAGCAUGUUCCAGGACCAGCUGCUUCAUGCAAAGUCUCACUGAGAAAAUAUUUAUUUCAUUCAUAACACAUUCACAUGCCACAGACUGCACAAGAAUCAGUGCACACAUAUGGCAGCUUCUACAAAAAAAAAAAGCCUCUUGAAUUAACUGCUUUGUUUCACUACUUCACAGUUUUUGUAGACAAACUGAAUUAUUAAUUUAAUAAUAAUUGAGAAUGUUGUAGACAGUUUCUUUAACAAACUUUAAAUGUGGUGACUUGUUUGCUGUGAGAUCCAAAACCUGUAAUAUAUCUGCAGUUUGCAGGUUUAGUGGAUAAGUGAUAACUCUGUCCCUUGCCUCUUGCCUAUUUUUAUCUGUUAGCUUGGUUGCUAUGGAUAUAAUCACAACAAUUUGUUUUCCAUAAGGCUGGGGGAAGUUCUGUAAAUGUGUUUUCUUCACAUCCUUUUUUCGUUCCCUCUAUUCUGUUCCACUCAUAAGAAUGGAAAACAGAUUUUAAAAGAGAGUUUAGUUACAUUGUACAGGUAGUGGAAACUGGAAAUAGUCUGAAGCUUGAAAUGGUAUAAAAUGUGAAAGUCAAGCAUACUGUAUUUUCUUCCUUCUCUUUCCUUGUUCAAUGUUUCUCAGUUUAAGCAUCUUAAUUGAUAGUAAGUCAUUCAUUUGAUGAGUUUCAUACUUGCCAUGAAUCACUCUUCCACUAUAAACCCUUACCUAACUUA